CUUCCUCACUUCACUGUCUCCUUUCUUCGCUUCCUUUCUCUCUGUGAAACUAAAAAAAAAUGGCGAAACGAAGCCCGUCUUCUGCGAUCAUCUUUUCUUUCCAGACCCAAUCUGAUUCGCAUAUUACUGUAAUCUAAUCACUAAUCAAUAAGUAAAAGAAUCUCAAGUUUUGACCUGUAGAGCUAUUUUUAUGUUUUUUCUUUCUUCCCCUGUUUGGAUUCUUGUCUGAAGCUAUGGGGUGGUUGUAAUUUUUGAGCCUGGGAAUUGGUUGUUUGAAGCUUUCAAACGGAACCCCACUWUURUUUUUUCGAUUUUGAGCUCGUUUUUAGCUCAAAGUUGGGAGCUUUUUCUUUUUCUUCUUCUUCCGCAGUUCAGUUAUGGUUACGGAUACUUAUUCCAAAUUGGGGGCCGAAAUUUCAAUGCGAUCGACGCUGAAAAGUGGCGAUUAUGGCGAGGAUUUGGGGCUGUUGAUACGGCAGCAGAGGCAGCACCACGAAGCUGUGAGUGAUAGAGAGAAGGAACUCAGCCUCUGCCGGAGUGGCUCUGCGCCGCCGACCGUCGAAGGCUCUUUAUCCGCCGUCGGCGGUAUGUUUAAUGCCUCGGAUUUAUUGGGAUUCAACAAAACCGCCGGAAAAGGGUUUGUCUCCGAUGAGGAGCUUCGCUCUGAUCCUGCUUAUGUCAGCUACUACUAUUCCAAUGUGAAUCUGAACCCUCGCCUUCCGCCGCCGCUCCUCUCGAAGGAGGACUGGCGGUUCGCGCAGCGGUUGCACGGCGGAGGGGGUGCUGGGGGAUUGGGGGGAAUUGGAGAUAGGAGGGAGGGGAGUAGAGGAAUUGGUGGCGAUGAAGGGGUUAAUGGGAAUGGGUCACUUUUUCUGUUGCAGCCUGGAGUCGGAGCCAAGGAGGAUACCGGUGUCGAAUCGAGGCGGGUUGCUGGUGAUUGGACUGGCGAUGGCCUUAUCGGGCUGCCGGGUUUGGGACUUGGGAGUAGGAAGAAAAGCAUUGCAGAGAUCCUUCAGGAUGAUUUAAGUAAUGGAAUAUCCCUCUCCCGACAUCCUUCUCGCCCGACUAGCCGCAAUGCCUUUGAUGACGCUCUCGAAUCUUCGGAAGGCCAAUUUGCUUACUUGCAUCAAGAUAUGGCAGCAAUUGGUGGGAACAAACAGGGUAUAUCUGCAGUCCAAGGAGUUGGUGCCUCCGCUCCUCAUACUUAUGCAUCAGCAGUAGGAGCCUCCCUGUCCAGAAGUGGAACUCCCGACCCUCAACUCGUAGCAAGAGCUCCGAGUCCUCGUAUUCCUACAGUUGGUGGAAGGAUAUCUGGUCCUGUGGAUAAAAGAAGUUCUUUCAACGGGGUUUCGCUAAAGGCGAGUGAGUCUGCAGACCUAGUGUCUUCUUUUUCUGGCAUGAAUUUGUCGACAAAUGGUAUUCUAGAUGACGAGAGCCACUUGCGGUCGGAUAUUCAGCAGGAGAUCGAUGAUCAUCAUAACUUCUUCAAUAUGCAAACUAAUCAAAAUGAUAUGAAAAGGUAUCUGGGUCUAAAGAACUCAGACUCUGGGAAGUUUCAUCUACACUCAUCUUCUCAAUCAGCUAGGGGGUCUCAUCAAAAUAAUUCUCUUGGGUCGGGUGUUGAUCAAGCUGAAUUCAACAAGCAAGGUGUUUCAUCCCCUACUUCAUAUAUGAAGGGGCCAUAUAAACAAACACUUAAUAACGCACGAGGUUCCCCGUCUCACAAUCAGAAUAUUGACAGUGCAAACUCUUCUUUCUUGAAUUAUGGAUUUAGCGGCUAUACGACUAAUCCUCUGGUUUCCUCCAUUGUUGGCACCCAUCUUGGCAGCAGUAAUUUGCCACCGCUGUAUGAGAAUGCUGCUGCUGCAUCGGCAAUGGGACUAAGUGGCAUGAAUGCUAGAGCAUUUGGUGGAUUACCUUUAGGAUCAAGUAUGUUGGAAACAGCCACCGAAUUUCAAAAUAACAACAGGUUGGAAAAUCAUAAUACUAUUCAGUUACCUGCACUGGAUCCGUCGUAUAUUCAAUAUUUGGGAUCAAAUGAAUACGCUGCUGCACAGGUGGCUGCCGGAAUUACUGACCCUCCGUUGGAUGGUGAAAGCUUGAUGGGCAAUGGAUAUAUGGAUUUACUGGGAGUCCAGAAAGCAGCCUACCUUGGAGCAUUGCUUUCACCUCAAAAUUCACAGUUUGUUCUACCCUAUUUUGGCAAAUCUGGCAGUUUAAGUCAUAACUACUAUGGCAACCCAGGGUUUGGUCUAGGCAUGUCGUAUCCUGGGAGUCCGUUGGCUGGAUCGCUUCUUCCUGGCUCUCCUGUUGGGUCUGGUAAUUCCAUCAACCACAUCGGUAAGAACUUGCGCUUCUCUUCAGGAAUGCGGAAUUUAGCUGGAGGUGGCAUUGGAGGUUGGCAUUCUGAAGCUGGUGGCAAUAUGAAUGGAGGUUUUGUGUCUUCUUUGCUUGAUGAGUUCAAAAGCAACAAAAGCAAAUGUUUUGAACUUUCAGAAAUUGCAGGCCAUGUUUUCGAGUUCAGCUCUGAUCAAUACGGAAGUCGAUUCAUUCAACAGAAACUUGAGACUGCCUCCAUAGAAGAGAAAGACAUGGUUUUCCAUGAAAUUAUGCCACAAGCUCUUUCCUUGAUGACCGAUGUUUUUGGUAAUUAUGUUGUCCAGAAGUUUUUUGAGCACGGAACUGCAUCCCAAAUAAGGGAACUCGCUGAUCAACUCAAUGGACACGUGCUAGCACUUAGUCUUCAAAUGUAUGGCUGCAGAGUGAUUCAAAAGGCAAUUGAAAUGGUUGACGUUGACCAGCAGACUAAAAUGGUUACAGAAUUAGAUGGUCAUAUCAUGCGUUGUGUACGUGACCAAAAUGGGAACCAUGUUGUACAGAAGUGCAUUGAAUGCAUACCUGAGGACGCCAUUCAGUUCAUUGUUUCGACAUUUUAUGAUCAAGUCGUGACACUGUCAACUCAUCCAUAUGGUUGUCGUGUUAUACAGAGAGUCCUCGAGCACUGCAACAACCCGAAAACGCAGCACAUCAUGAUGGAUGAGAUUUUGCAGUCUGUCUGCAUGUUGGCUCAAGAUCAGUAUGGAAACUAUGUUGUGCAGCACGUGCUCGAGCACGGGAAGCCGCACGAACGCUCUGCUAUUAUAAAGAAACUGACUGGGCAGAUAGUUCAAAUGAGUCAACAGAAGUUUGCCUCCAAUGUCAUCGAGAAAUGUCUCACUUUUGGAACUUCUUCUGAACGCCAGGCCCUGGUGAACGAGAUGCUUGGUACCACUGAUGAAAAUGAGCCCCUUCAGGUUAUGAUGAAGGAUCAGUUUGCAAACUACGUUGUUCAGAAAGUGCUGGAAACGUGCGAUGACCAGCAACUUGAACUAAUUCUUAAUAGGAUUAAAGUUCAUCUAAAUGCUCUGAAGAAGUAUACCUACGGUAAGCACAUAGUCGCUCGUGUGGAGAAACUCGUCGCUGCCGGAGAGAGGAGGAUUAGCAUUCUGGCUCCGAAGCCAGCGCAGAUGGGUUAGGAAAACAGGGAAGGAAGUUGUACAGCUAACUGAGGAUAGCACAAAGCGCGGUCUCUCUUUCCGCUUCCGUUUAAUGUCUGUCUAGUAAGUAAUAGCUGCUGUAUCUAUAUGAUUCAGAUAGAAGCUGACUUGAAAUAAGAAAAAAAACAAAACAAAACAAAACAAAAAAAAGAAGAAAAGAACUGUUGGCUGUACAUUUUAUAAUCUGAGAGUAUAGAGAAAGAUGAAGGUAGAUGAAGAGAGUUUGAGGGACAGAUGAACAAAAAGGCCGAUGCUGCCCCUAAAGAGAAGAGAUAAGAAGUUUUUAGUAUUUGAAUUUUGUUUUAGGCUGUAAAAAGGGAGGAGGAGGAGGAGGAGGAAGAGGAGGUAGAAAAAUCAAAAUGUUUGAUGAUCAGAUCAUGGUUUGUACAAAUAUUAGCUUGGUGGAGUUAUGCUUUUGUUUUUUUCUUUUAGGAUUUUUCUCUUCUGAUGAUGUAUGAGAUUUUGAUUCUUCAUCUUUGUUAUUUCAACUUUUUUUCUUUCUUGAA
Molecule: messenger RNA, 4042 nt
Organism: Momordica charantia (bitter melon)
Lineage: Eukaryota; Viridiplantae; Streptophyta; Magnoliopsida; Cucurbitales; Cucurbitaceae
Product: pumilio homolog 2
Biological process (GO): post-transcriptional regulation of gene expression
Cellular component (GO): cytoplasm
Molecular function (GO): mRNA binding
Source: RefSeq, a predicted model, not a curated record